UCAAAGGGCACAUAUGUAAUGUAGUUCCCUUUCGGACCUGCAGCCAAUCAGGAAAGGUUUCGCUCCGCUGACACUCAGGUUGCCUCGGACUUUUCCUCCGCCAUAUGACUGAUAUACUCUUCGUCUGAACAACUUCAGGACGAUCUGCGUCCAGUCUGUAGUCAGUUCAGCUUCCUAACUGCAGGCAGCUAUGCCUUUAGCAAAGAGGCUGUAUGUAUUCCUUGUAUUUGUCGUGGCUGCGACCUUCGCCUCUGCUGACAAGAUGACAGCAGCCACAGUGUACUGGGACCCCCAACACAAGAUCAUCCAGCUGAAGGAGGGGGUGCUGGAGACAGAGGGGGAUGCAUACGGGUAUCUAAAUGAUACCCUGUCCAGUACAGGCUGGAGCGUCCUAGAGAUCCGUGCCGGGUACGGGAAGUCUCCUGAAACUGAUGAGGUGACUUUCUUCCUGGCCGGCUACCUCGAAGGCUUCCUCACUGCCCAGCAGAUGAUGGACCACUACGCCAACAUGUAUCCGCAGCUGAUCCACGACCCAAAGAUCCUCGGCCCGGUUCAGAAUUUCAUGGCGAAGCAGGACUCGUGGACCAGAGAGCAGGUGAAACUGAACAAGAGCUCUGAUCCUCUGUGGAAACACGCAGGUUUUAUAAUGGCUCAGAUGGAUGGACUGCAAGCAGGAGUCGCAGAAUGGGCCAAGAAACAAGGGAAAAAGCCGCUGUCCCUGUUUGCCGUCCAGUUCCUGAAUGCAGUGGGGGACCUGCUGGAUCUGAUCCCGGCCUUGGUCCCCUCCUCAAACCCUCCGCCCAGAAACUUCAAACUUCCAGGGAUGGGACACUGCUCUGCUCUCAUCAAGAUGUUGCCUGGCUUUGAGAAUCUCCUGUUUGCCCACUCCAGCUGGUACACUUACGCCGCCACAAUGCGGAUCUACAAACACUGGGAUUUCCACAUCACUGAGCCCCACACGGCCACUGGGAAACUGUCCUUCAGCAGCUACCCUGGUUUCCUUGUGUCUCUGGAUGACUUCUACCUCCUGGGCAGUGGUCUGAUGAUGACCCAGACCACCAACAAUGUCUUCAACUCCUCCCUGUUUGACACAAUCACUCCCAACAGCCUGCUGGCGUGGCAGAGGGUUAGGCUGGCUCACAGUUUGGCACAUACCGGAGAAGAGUGGGCCAAAACCUUCACCAUGCACAACUCUGGUACCUACAACAACCAGUACAUGGUGUUGGACAGGAGCAAAGUGAAGCUGGGCCACAGUGUUGAUGAAGGCGCUCUGACUGUGGUGGAGCAGAUCCCCGGCCUGGUGGUGUACUCUGACCAGACACAGGCUCUGCGAGCAGGUUACUGGCCGUCCUACAACGUUCCCUUCCACCCGGAGAUCUACACGCUGAGUGGUUAUGGAGAAAUGUGGGAGGAGUAUGGAGAAGACUUCUCGUACGACCUCUGUUCCAGAGCCAAGAUCUUCCGCCGUGACCAGGCCGAUGUCAAGGACCUGGACUCUUUGAAGCACAUCAUGAGGUCUAAUGACUACAAGAAGGAUCCAUACUCCAAGGGGGACCCCUGCAAGACCAUCUGUUGCCGUGGUGACCUGAGGGCAGUAAAGCCUACCCCAGGAGGUUGCUAUGACACUAAGGUCACAGAUUUCCACAUUGCUGGGGACUUUGUUGCUGAGGCGGUGAACGGGCCAACGACACAGGACGGACUCCCGCCGUUCAUUUGGGAUAAAUUCAGCAGCAUCAGCCACCAGGGUCUACCGCAGUUCUACAACUUUACCUUUGUCAGAAUGCAGCCUCUUCUCUUCGAGCCAUGAGAUCUUAAACUCCAUGUCCAUGAAGGUUUCAUCUGGGUAGGAGAUCCUGUCAUUCAGAAUGUCCUGGGGGGAACAGAGAAAGUUCAUAUUUUAUUAUUUUAUUUUGUGUGUGUGUGUGUGUGUGUGUGUGUGUGUGUGUGUGUGUGUGUGUGUGUGUGUGUUUGUGAAUGAUGAGAGUUCACACAUCUGUUUACACACUGAUUAUUUGUGUAUUAAUUAUUGUUUAAAGUUGCGUCCCACAAACAAAUCCUUUCUUUUUUAAGCUUUUAACAUUUUUAGUAACAGUAUUUCCUUCCAACUGAUAAAAUGCAAAAUGUCAAACUGACAGUAAGAUUUUCAAUUAGUAUUUAUAUUGUCUCACAAUACAAAUCACUAGUGUUUUUAAUACGUGCAGCCAUGUGUGCCUUCAACACUGAGAGUAACUUGAUGAUUUUAAAAAUGCAAAAUCAAUGCACUAACUCAGGGGUCAUCAGUAAUUAUUCUUUUAAAUGCUUAAAUGUCUUCAUACAUGCAAACACUAUCAUUUCUGUGGUAAAUGAAACAAUCAAUGCAACACAGUGCAUUGCUUCUCUAGUGCUGUGAUUUAUGUACAUCUUGUUGUAUGCAACAUGAAAAAAUCUCAGGUUUCUAUGUUUGUAUAAGCCUGUGUUUCUUAUGUAGUAUGAUGUGUAACACUGCACAUAUGUAUCAUGCCAACAUUGUAUGUGUUGAUUGUGUAUUAAACUGUUACAACUGUA
Molecule: messenger RNA, 2544 nt
Organism: Cottoperca gobio
Lineage: Eukaryota; Metazoa; Chordata; Actinopteri; Perciformes; Bovichtidae
Gene: plbd1a
Product: phospholipase B domain containing 1a
Exons: 11
Coding region: 191-1807 (538 amino acids)
Biological process (GO): phospholipid catabolic process
Cellular component (GO): extracellular region
Molecular function (GO): glycerophospholipase activity
Source: RefSeq, a predicted model, not a curated record